AUGUUGCGGUCAACGCAGAGGGUAACGCUCGUGCAGAGAAUGAUGGCAUCAACGACGGCUCCCCUCAUCAAGAAGAUCAACCGAGUUUUAAUCGCCAAUCGAGGUGAAAUUGCUAUUCGGGUGAUGAAGACUGCCAGAAAGAUGGGCAUCGAAUCAGUGGCUGUUUUCUCGGACGUAGACAGGAAUGCGCUGUUUGUCAAGAAGGCAGAUCAGGCCUACCACAUUGGGCCAGCUGCAGCUGCUCAGAGUUACCUGAAUAUUGACAAAAUUAUCGAUACUGCACUCAAGGCCGGUGCUCAGGGUGUUCAUCCUGGAUACGGGUUCUUAUCGGAGAACGCGAAAUUUGCAGAAAGAUGCGCCGAGGCCGGUCUCGUGUUCAUUGGACCACCCGUACAGGCCAUAAGGGACAUGGGUACUAAAAGUCUCGCAAAGCAGAUCAUGCAAGAUGCCAAGGUACCAGUUGUCGAGGGUUUCCAUGGAGCAGAUCAAUCAGAUGGCAACCUCAAGGCCCAUGCCGAGAAGAUUGGGUAUCCUGUCAUGCUUAAAGCUGUCUACGGAGGAGGCGGUAAAGGUAUGAGAAUAGCUUGGUCCGAGGAAGAAUUUGAUGAGAAGCUCGCCUCCGCAAGAAGUGAAGCCAUGAAGUCUUUUGGUAACGAUGAAAUGCUCGUGGAAAAAUUUGUUGAAAGACCACGUCAUGUGGAGGUGCAGGUCUUCGGAGAUCACCACGACAACUAUGUUUACUUGUGGGAACGUGACUGUUCAGUGCAAAGAAGACAUCAAAAAAUCAUAGAAGAGGCCCCCAGCCCCGCUCAUAAGUGGGCCAUGAAACCCGACUUCGGCUUGGAGAAUCCGCUGUUCGAGCAGCAGCAGCUGUCGGCUAUGUGGGAGCGCACGAGCUGGGAAUAUAUACUUCUCGAUCCAAGCAAGGCCAAUUUUUACUUCACUCGGCAAAUGAACACUCGUCUCCAAGUGUGGAACAUCCCCGGCACCGAUUUGGUUGAGUGGCAGCUGAAGGUAGGCGCAAGGGGAAAAGCUUCCAUUGAGACAGGACCAGAUUCCGCUAAAAGAGUUUAUGCAGAGGACACGAAAGGAGGCAGCUUUAUGCCUACUGCGGGAAAACUAGACUACGUUUCAUUCCCAAGCGAUGCUCGUAUAGAUACUGGUGUGGUGUCUGGUGACGAGGUUUCUGUUCACUACGAUCCUAUGAUUGCCAAGGUGGUUGUAUGGGGCGAAGAUCGAGCUACAGCUGCAGCUAGGCUUGACAGCGCUUUGUCUCAAACACGAAUCUGCGGAUUACCUACAAACAUUAAAUUCGUCCAAACUGUGCUCAGACAUCCUGAAUUCAUAAAGGGCAAUGUAUACACAGACUUCAUCCCUGACCACCAGAAGGAGCUGUUUUCGGAAGUGAAGCAGUCCGAUGCGGAUCUCGUUGAAGGCGCCGUUGGAUUGGCACUGCUCAGCCGACCACUCAACCCACGUGGUCCGUUUGAGCAUAUUGCGUUUUUCCGUGUGAAUCAUCCAGCUCAGCAAAUGUAUAAACUAGGUGAAAAGGAGGUUACGGUGACUUUCCUGAGUGAGGCGGAGUUGGAGAUUUCUUUUGGCGGGCAGAAUAAGCGAGUGAGCCUGAACGAUGUUGUUACGGACGAAGACGGCUCGCGAUACACUGUUGAAAUGGAUGGACGUCGUUGGAAAGCGGAGGCUAUAAGGCUUCCAAACUCUGCUCUGGUUUGCGGUUCUGGACAAGCAGAGUAUGACAUGUCAUUGGCAAGUUUUGACGAGGAGAGUAGUACGGUAGGUGCAGGAGAUAUCCAGUCGUCUCAUGCGCCAAUGCCUGGAAUUAUUGAGAAGGUUCUUGUAAAGGAAGGGGAUGAGGUUCAACACGGUCAGCCUCUUGUAGUGAUGACUGCGAUGAAGAUGGAAUACACUAUAAGGGCUCCUGCUCACUGUAAAGUCGCCGCUGUAUCGUGCGCACCUGGUAAAAAUGUGCCCAAAGGGAAAGUACUUGUGAAAUUUGCGUCACUGGAACAGACAGAGGCUCAAGCGGUUGCUCAGCAUGCUUGA
Messenger RNA from Cooperia oncophora, 2061 nucleotides. The record is from the annotation of a GenBank genome assembly. NCBI's taxonomy places the organism in Eukaryota, Metazoa, Nematoda, Chromadorea, Rhabditida, Trichostrongylidae.